Molecule: messenger RNA, 5753 nt
Organism: Symsagittifera roscoffensis
Lineage: Eukaryota; Metazoa; Xenacoelomorpha; Acoela; Convolutidae
Exons: 8
Coding region: 135-5753 (1872 amino acids)
Source: RefSeq, a predicted model, not a curated record
UGGCAAACCAGCUGGGAAUUUUUUAUCAGAAUUUUCCUUUAGUUUAAUUUUCGUCCCAAUUUUCAAAACCGGAGUUUUUAACGGCGUGAUGUUAAAUUGACAACGUAUAAUAUACUUACAGUGCCAUAAAAUUGAUGUCUUGGUUAGCAGAUUUCAAGCUUGAAUUGAUUAUAACAUGGGUUCUGACAGUAGCCCACUGUGCAUGGGGGGAUCCGGGGGCGGAUGAGAAUCUACUGCUGAUGUACGAUGGUGCCCCCCAUUUGGUGUCCAGCAGAAGCACCAACCUACAGUACCCAUUGUACAUAAAUCCACCCUACAUAACAGCAUCCGUGGAUGUCUUGAACACCUGCGGUCUUUACGAUUUCGAGGAACUGCCCUUUGUGUGGACUCCCCUUGCAUUCGACAACUUCACCUCAAUCAUAUUUGAUCUGAAGACUGCCCACAAAAUACUGCAGAUCAAACAGUUCAUCUACCACAAUUCCACCUCUACAGAGUCCAAACCUGCGAGUGACUUUGUGACUGACUUCAAAUGCGGCUUCUCAGAGAGUCGAAUCAUCUUCGGGUCGUAUCCCGACAAAUAUGAAGAGUUCAACUGCGGCUGUUUGUGGAACCCGCCAGAUGGGACAACAAUCAACGCCCGCUUCAUUCUGAUCCAACCCGAACCCUCCCUUCCUUCAAGUGACGUCAUAAACAUCGCCAGUGCCUUCAUACCCUAUGUCGAGAAGCUCCCGAGUGUUCCUAGAAUCGCGUACCACGAGAUCAGUCGAUUCUACUUUGGGUUCCAAGCUCGGGUCGGAGUGAAAAUAUUCCAAGACAGUCAGGCUAAUUGCGGACCUUCAAUGGAGGUACAAGUGUCGAGAAACGGAAGAGUUUUAGUGGAGAGCUCGACGAAUAUUGUUGGAAUGGAACACGCUGUUCAUUUGCUCUGGGAAACUUUGGAGGAAUAUGAAAAGUGUGCUUUCACCUUCCAAAUUGAGGCUUUUCAGUACAGCUACAACGACGUAUAUUCUUUCGCAGUGGAUGGAUACAGCUUCACUGAGAAACUUGAGAUUCUACAAGACCCAGGAGAGCCGGACUACUUUUACAUUCAACUGAACGAGGGUAACUUUUUCGUCACGAUUACGUCAUACAGCUCCGACAACUCGGAUCCAAUCGGCUCUCUCGACUCGGUCAAAUCGGCAUGUCUAGCCGAGAAGGGAGCGGAUGUCCUGAGCAAAUACUUUUUCAGUGUUUUUCAAGCGGGAGGCACAAACUACUUGCUUCAGUCUUUAGUUCACAAGACGCUGGGGACCAAAAUAGGCGAUGACGUCAGUGGUAGUGUCUUUGUAUUUCUCAAAGAUGAAGUGAUUUUGUGGUGUGCGCAUAUCGACCCAGCGACUGGAGUUUUUGACGUGUAUGAAUGUUCUGGUCAGUCAGUUGCCGGCGUCUUUUGUUACUUUUACGAAGCCGAAGUGAAUGCCAUUCCAAUUUUGCAAGACUCUUGCGCGGUUCAAGAGGAAGGAGCGAAAGCUAUUGUCAGCUUCACAGCCAGGCCUUUAAUAAUCGGAUCUCUAGUGCAACGUGAGAUAACGUGCGACGGUUUUGAUUCUUGGGGCGAAUCUCUUAGCGGAAAGUUGAGACAGUUCACUCUUUCACAGGGCGACACGAUUCAUUACUCGAUAGAAGUUCGCAUAGACGAGGAGCUUGUGGAAAUCAAUUGCUACUGUGGUCGUCGAAAAAACGACAGGAUCUACACUCCCACAACAGGUGUUCUGAACUUGCCCUUGAACUUGAACUCUGACAUCGUAAUAACCAGUCCUCCGCUUUACAGUGGAAUUGCAUAUUUCUUAGAAUCAGACUUUGGAGGUCCGUAUGAAAUAGUGGUCGAAACAUCAGGAUACCUGAUCGGAAGGUUCGGAUACAGGUUUCAACCAGCGUCUGGCGAAUGGAGCAGAAAAUUCGAAGACGAAGAUGCCAUCAGUACAUCUAAGGAGUAUGUUUGUUCGGGCUUCAAUCUUAUGGUUAAAGCGACCGGCAAGAAGCCUUUCAGCUAUCUGGCUCCCACAGACUCGGGACUGUUUUGGUUUUCGAUAACAGCCGGAGGUGAAGACAAGGAACUGAUAACUGAGUUUGUCCACCCAUUUGGGAUCCACUGUGGAACUACUUGUGUCGACAAUGUGAUGCCUGGUUCCAGUGUUAGAGUUUGGUGCACGAUUAAGCAUCAUCUUCUGGUUGCUUCUGAACAUUUCGAAGUAGAACCAGAAAGCCAACCUUUUCAUUUGAGGUUCUGGAAAAGCGAGUACCACUCCGACAUUCCAGAUUACAACCGGUUGAAUCCAUGUGAAUACAAGAAUCAAGUUGAAACUCCUUUGGUGUACUCGCCUAUUCUAGGAGAUUUGUUAACGUUUUCCAUUUUUCUCCGAACUGCGAACGUUUCCUUUAUUCUCUACAGUGCGCAAGAAUGGAACGUUGGAACAUAUUAUUUGGAAGUUUCGACUGCCAAUAAAUCGUUGUGUUACUAUUUUGGACCUUCCAAAAUUGGCACCGACUGCACCGGUAGAAUUAUUCCGGUUACUUUCGAUGACGUAAACAGCUGUUCGCGAGAUAGUAACGAUCAAUUUAAGUUGUUCAGAAUAACGCUGAACCAAAAUGUCGGCAGAGUCUAUUUACCCGAAGAAAGUUACUCUAACAAUUCACGCGCGCUUUACCUGGGAGACGGCGCGCCGUACCUCGACAACAACGACUACCGCUACUUCUACAAAAUAGUGAUGCACGCUAGUGAUGCUAGGCCUGAAGAAGUUUGCGCAUCUGAAGGCGGGGAAUAUGUUGUGAAUGGAUUUGACCCCGUUAUAAACAGUAUUAUUGAUGAUGAUGACGGAAAAGCUGUAGCCUAUCAGAAUUUUGACCUGAACUUAUUCUGGCUGGCUCUAACAUGCAACGCGUAUUUACAUUACACAGCUAAUCCCCAACCUUCAGACCCGAAAUCGAUCUUUUUCACUGUUCGAAAAAAGGAAAUUGUGUAUGAAAGCAAAACUGUUCAGUUCUUUAGCGGUCAAUUUUUUAAAGACCCAGAUACCGAUGAUGGACCCAAAGGUGCUCUGUGUAAAUUCAGACGGGGUGUUUUGUGGAACCUCUACCAAGCGCCAACGGAGUGUAUGUAUCGACCUUUGGACCUCAAAAUUGGGAUGAAACAAACAAUAUAUCCUGUGAUUCAUGGCGAGAUUGGAGUGGACAUCGAAUGUCAGGCGUUACCGCAUGGUUCUUACAUCAACCAAUCAUACAGUGAUGUAAUGCCUCUUAGUUUUGUAGAAUAUAGCAUCCCGUAUCCUGAAGAAAGAGAUGUGAACGCAUUCCGUUGUAUUCAAAAAACGUCUGGAGGCUUAAGAUACCAGCCAGUUAGCUGGUUCGAUUUCACUUUCAACAGUUUGCCAGUUGAAUUGAUAACGGAUGCUGAAAUUGAGCCUCUGGAUUAUUGGUGUUGGGACGGCAAUGUUACUAUGAAACAACCAUGCUACGGUCGGAAUGUAGCAUUACGUGCGUGUCUUGAAGCAAACCCGUUCGGAUCCUGCAACUGGGUUCGACUGCAUGCCUUCGAUAGUGACUCACCGCUGGUUCAGGGGGAAAAGGGCAUCACUUGGUAUGAUGAACUAGACGAAAACCCACAAUGUACAACUACACGACGUUGUUUCUACAUCAACUUCAGUCCUCUGGAUGCCUUUAAACAUAAUGGCAUGUAUUACUUAAAUUGUUCUGACGGAUUAGAAGGAACGGUAGCCGAAACAACCUUGCGCCGACAGACCAGAUUUUUCAAGAUCACGGGUCAUCAGUCAGGUCCAGUGGGGGACUACUCAUUUGAUUAUGCGGUCAUUUGCGGGGAAGAAAGAGGUCAAGUUGUAGGUCGAAUUCCCAUGUAUGGUUCGAACAUAGUCGCAACUGUUUCUUGUACAGGAUCGGGUAAUGAAAAUAUUAUCGCUGAAACUAUCCCAUAUGACACUGGAGUUUCAUUGGUCCAGUUCGAACUCCCGAACGCCGACAAAGAUGUAGAAUGCAUAAUGACGAGUACAAACAGUUUUGCCCCCGAGAACCCUUUCGUGCUUGCAGACUCGGUUAAAAACCACCAAAUUUGGUCACGUUUGGAGAUAGUUGAAACAGAUCGCAACGCGGAUACUGUUUCGAUCUGCUGCGAAGCAUGCGCUCUGAAUGUAAACCCACGGAACGUUGAGUUGGUUUGCUACAAGUUAAGUGACAAUCUUAUGAUUCUUUAUAACCACAACACCACUUACGAAUACGAUGAUACGAAAUAUGUAGCGAAACGUUGCGUUGAAGUUCCCCGGGAGUUCGGCGACGCUAAAUGUAGAUGUAAGCUCUUCAACAGCGUGCGAAGCACUUUUACUAUUUACAAAAAUGGCGACGUAGAAAUGGUCACAGACACACCUGACGCGUUUGAAGUGAUGGCACAACCUGCGAAUAUUUCGGACUCGUACGUUACUCUAAAACCUGAUCAAGACUCUGAUAUUCCUGCUACGACAACAAGAGAUCCAAACUUGAACAACAACGAACCAGUUUUGUCGCCAGACGAUAGAUUUAUAAAUAUUUAUUUGAACAACAUCCUAGGGGUAUCAUUGUACGGCGAAGCUAUUGAAGACGGAAUGUUGAAAGCCACUUUUCUUGGCAUAAACAGACUAAUCGGCGACGAACUGACGGAAGAAAGAGCAGUUGAAAUCUUGGCGAUGUUCAAACAAAUCCCCAACGUUGCCCUCAUCUCAACUCUCGAAAACCCGACAACCAACGACCUCAAAGAUUUGACGACGAGUGUUGGCGACAUAUCUCUCGACUUCUUCGAGACAGUUGUGUCUCGCUGCGAUGCUCUAAAAAGCAACGAGUUUGCAAUGUUAGAUCAAAUCAACGCCUUCGAAAACUACAUUCAUUGGCUGAUGAAAUGGAGCUUGGAAGGAUUCGAUAUCUUCAUGGAGACCCAAUACACGACUCUGAAGGCCAUUCAUUUGGACUCUGUUCAAGCUUCCACAAAUACUCCUGAACAGUUUAAAAUAAAACACGUGGAUUUGCAUGGUGUUACGAGACAUACUAUUCAAGAGGGUUUCAUCUACACAGAAAACGUCACUUCUCAAAUAGAGGCAGGUUACACAAUAGUGAUGUUACUACUUAACCGACAGAUAACUCAGUCGAAACAAAGGAAAGCGUCUCUUCCAGUGUCCACUCCGCUGGGAGUCCAUAACAGAUUCAGAAUGAACUCUAAGUUCACGAAGCGAGUGUCCGAUUUGUUCGUGGCUAGUUUGUCCACGCCUAACUUGACAGUUGUUCAUUCUAUCGGAGCUCAGUUCGCUCUCAAUUACCACGAGAGAGUGCCCCUUCAUGUUGAGGAAGGAUUGUACACUACUCGGACUAGUUCGCACUGUGCCUUCUUCAACGAGGAAAGCCAGAGAUUCAACAUGAUGAAGGAUGAAGAGGCAGUGGUUUAUAUGGAGGCCACCCGAGCCAUCUGCAAGUCCCCACACACCACCGUCUUCUCAGUUCUCACCCUUGUAGACCAACAAAAGGAUGACCCAGUUGUACUGGAGUCUUUCCACUGGAUCUCCCAGCUGGGUUUCAUCUUCGCCACUCUCCUCGCCCUCCUCGCCUUUUUCAUCCUCCUCUACCUGUUCGAGGAUCUGGACAAGGAGUUCGUCCUCCUCAGAAUGACAUUCCUUGUAGCCAUACACCUGGUGCUGAUUGGAUACCUGCUGGGCGGGGAUAGGGAAGUGACGGGCAUUUAA